Molecule: messenger RNA, 918 nt
Organism: Diachasma alloeum
Lineage: Eukaryota; Metazoa; Arthropoda; Insecta; Hymenoptera; Braconidae
Exons: 4
Coding region: 197-655 (152 amino acids)
Molecular function (GO): odorant binding
Source: RefSeq, a predicted model, not a curated record
UUCCACAGGGUCACUUCUCUUGUGCCAUCCUCUCCAUCACAACGCAUCUCUCGUCACAGUUACCAGUGAGAAUACUUCCUGGAACGCAAGAACAAUCUCUGACCAUUUUAUUCUUUACGUCUGUAGUCGAAGUGAAGGCUGUUCUCAUUCUUUGCCACUACAUAUCUUGCAAGCAAUCACCAUAAGUCAAAAAAUUAUGUAUCUUCAGGCCUUCACUAUUGGGCUCGGCUUCCUGACUGUUUUUGCUCAACCAACUGAGUUACCAACUAAAAAUAUCGACAUAUUGGAGACUCUAAUUGACUGCGUGCAAAAUUAUAACGCGACUGCACAUCAAUUAGAGGCGAAGAAGAGUGAUCAUAAAGCAACGGAAGGGAGAUCAAACUGUCUAGAAUCAUGCUUCAGAGAAUUACGCGAAAAUCUAACAAAAACUGGAGUGUUCACCGAUAAAGAAGUGGUGGAAAAGAUUUCCAAAGAGUCGUCGGGGGAUAGUCAUCUCAAAUCCGCCGUGAUUUCAUGUACAAAAGACCGAAACGCUGAAGGGGUUGAUGACUGCAAAUCGACAAGGCGUCUCCUUGAUUGCUUAAAACAGAAGAUAGAUUGCCCAAACAGGAACGAUUGCAUUUUGAGAAUUCUAUUCACCGUGAAUGGUGCCUGAGAAUGCAAACACUCGGUAUCAUGUUUGUAUUCAAGUCAAUACGCCACAUCCUCUCGCAAUUUAACUGAAGACACAGGAGUUUAUCUGCUUCUUGCAGAAUGUUCUGAUGAUGAUGAUAUAUGACGAACGCUUAGAACCAGCCACAUAAUAUCCUGCAGAUGAUUAUGCAUCGGAAAGAUUAUCAACUGCAGCAACAUAUGAACUGCAUUUUUAACUUUAUUCAUGAUAUUGUAAUCAUUCUUAAUAAAUUAUAAAAAUCUCAA